This is a messenger RNA of Cuscuta europaea, 2565 nucleotides long. NCBI's taxonomy places the organism in Eukaryota, Viridiplantae, Streptophyta, Magnoliopsida, Solanales, Convolvulaceae. The record is from the annotation of a GenBank genome assembly.
CGUAGUCUUAGCCCAUAGCAAUUUUUUCUUUUUAAAUGACGGGAAAUCUUUUCACAUUCCACAGCUCCUGCCUCUUUCUAAUAUUUGUAUCCGAAGUGAUGAAAAACAAAUACUACGUAGUAAUAAUCUGCUCUUUCUUCUUCUAGCCCGAGAAGGGCAGAUUUUGAUAUGUUCAAACCAGGUUACGUUGUCUUUCCUUUAGAAAUGGAUGCUAAAUACAGUCAUUUGUUUUCAUGAUUUGUUCAUAAGCGAAUACACUACAAUGUUCCUUCUCUUAUUCGGACAUGCUUUAGUAUAAGUUUUUAUUGGCAUUUUUCAUGUGCAGUAAACUGAAAUUUUAUUCUUUAGCACUUCUUUUCUGAUCUCUGAUGUUCAAUACUGCAUAAGAAGACAUUUUAGUGGAUUAAAUAGAUAAAAUUUCUGAAUUUAAAGAAGAUGCAGUUUGAUGCAUAGGGGCAUUUACACAGGGUCUUAUACGAGCAUCAUUUGAUUUGGAAACAUAAAUGAAGCAGAAGGUGCGUUCUUGGAGCAGAGAGCGGAAAGGGUGUGAAGUCUUGUCUGGGCAAGAAAAGAAAAAACUAGAAGAAGAGAAAAUGGGGGAUGGUGGCAGUACCUCGUCACUUGAAUUGGUUUCCAUGGAAGAGAAGGAAGCUGAUGAGAAGAUCUCAUGGCUUGUUGAAGUGCAUAAGAGAGAGAAGAAUGAUGCUUUGCAAAAGAUACUUAAAGUUGUUAAGUAUUUUGAUGCCAAUCAAGAACUUGAAUCGCAAAUUGAGGAUAUUAAAGUAAAACUGGCAUUGAUGAAUCACAUGCGGUACAAGGGUGGUGCAGUUGUGCAAAGAAAAAUAGCAGUGAUAUACAAGCAGCUGUUUAUGGAACACAAUUGUGUACAAUCUAGGAAGAUGCAUCAUUUUCUACAUGACCACUUCCAGAGUGUCUUACACGAACAGGGACGAUGGAACUCAGAACUAGAGAAGAAGAAACACCAACUGGAUUCUUGGAGGAAAGAGCUGAAAAACCUUGAUGUCUUGUCUGAGCAAGUAAAAAGCACAUGUGAAGAGGAAAAUAAUAAGGAGAUUAGUAGUUCAGACAAUCUGAAUUGGUGCCUUAGAGCUAUGUUAUGCUCUGGAGAGAACAAACCAGACUUCACACCCAAGUACAAAGACCUCCUUGAGAUGGCACAGUCGAAAAUCAAUCCUUUCUUUGAACAAGAAGAGAAGCGGGACACAGACAAUUUCUCCGCCAGACACGCCAAUGAUUUUGAGUUGAACUAUAAAAAAAUUGAUGCGUUACAGAAAAAAAUCAAUGAAAAUACAUUUUGUCUAAGUGAAAUGCUUGAGAGGAAGGACGAAAUUCAGCAUGCCAUUUGUGAAGAAUCUAGGAAGAUUCAGUGUGUUGUGCAGGAGCAUGUUCAAAGGGUUGUACAUGAGCAUGAAUGCCUUAAUUUGGAAUUGGAAGACAAGAAGCAGCAUCUGGAUUCUUGGAGCAGAGAGCUGAAUACUCGUGAAAUCAUGUUGAAGCAAGAAGAGCAAAAACUCAAAGAGGAGAAGAAAAAGCAAAAUAUGAAGCAUAUGGGAGGCAAGAAUGAUGGAGAUGCACAGGAAAAACAAGUAGACAAGAAAAAAGAAAAAGUGGAGGAGAAUAAAAAGAGAAAUCGAGGUAUGAUGGAAAAUGAUUUAGAUGACAAACUCAGACUUGAAAUGGAGAUGGAAAUCAAAGAUCUUAAGGAGAAACUCAAGGACAUGACUGGUCAACUUCAAAUGAAAAUGGAAGAAAUGGAGGAGUUAGAUGUCCUGAAUAGUACUCUCAUUUCAAGGGAACGUCAGUGUAAUGAUGAGUUGCAAGGUACUCGUAAAGCACUGAUUCAGGGAUUCAGAGAUGUACUGACUAAUGGUCGUUCUCAUAUUGGGAUAAAACGAAUGGGAGAAAUAGAUUCAAAAGCCUUCCAGAACACAUGCAAGCAAAAGUUUUCAAGCAAUGAAGCCAAUAUGAAAGCCGUAGAACUAUGUUCUUUAUGGCAGGAUAAAGUGAAAAACCCUCAUUGGCACCCAUUCAAAAUAAUCAAAAUUGAUGAAAAUUCUUCAAAGGAAAUGAUAAAUGAGGAAGAUGAAGAACUAUGCACACUCAAGGAAGAAUGGGGAGAUGAAAUAUAUGCUGUAGUUACUAAAGCUGUAGAAGAGAUCAAUGCAUAUAAUUCUAGUGGAAGUUAUGAGGUCCCUGAGUUAUGGAACUUCAAAGAAGGAAGGAAGGCCCCACUGGAGGAAGUCGUUAGCUUCAUCUUCAAACAAUUGAAAACUCAUAAGCGGAAGAGGACAUGAAUGGGUGUGUAUUACAGUAUCAAUAGCGCAUUUUCUUUCUCAGCCCUCCGCAGGCCUGAUUAGUUUUUAUUGUCUUGAAAGUACUUUGUCACCCUUUUUGAUGAUGAGGUGGAAGUGUUGUGUAGGUUUUAAUGUCAUACUCCGUAUUAGACUAUUAGUUAGUGGUGUACUCUUGAUCUUUGAUAGAAUGCCAUGCCUUUCUUAUCUUCUUUAGCACAAUUAUAUUAGGAAAAUAACCGUUAUUCCUUUC